This is a messenger RNA of Syzygium oleosum, 1113 nucleotides long. RefSeq lists its product as uncharacterized. Bases 468 to 1061 code for a protein of 197 amino acids. The record is from RefSeq and is a predicted model, not a curated record. Gene Ontology annotation, cellular component: Golgi apparatus; COPII-coated ER to Golgi transport vesicle; endoplasmic reticulum-Golgi intermediate compartment. NCBI's taxonomy places the organism in Eukaryota, Viridiplantae, Streptophyta, Magnoliopsida, Myrtales, Myrtaceae. The transcript has 8 exons. Gene Ontology annotation, biological process: intracellular protein transport; Golgi organization; endoplasmic reticulum to Golgi vesicle-mediated transport.
CAGCAACUUCGGUGCCAUCCUCUAGUGUGCCAAAAUAUACAUUUCCAGAUCCUCCUUCAACGAGAACUGUUCCAAAGUUCCCCGUUAUCCUCUCAAGUUCUCCAUAUUUAAAAGGUCCAUCCUUUAAGUUCAACAUCUUUUCCCUAGUACCAGCGACGGCGAGCCGGCUGACUAAAGCUCUGAUGCAGCCGUCAAUAUAGUCACGUGGUGCUGAUGGUGAUGAUGCUGGAGAUUGAGGAAAAGCGUGGUUGAAAUCAUCAGGAUCUUGAGCGGGAUCAAAGGUUCCCGUUUCAGGGGUGUUUGAUUUAUGAACCGCUAAUUGCUCUCCUGUUGCUUGCGGAAUGCUGCUCUUUCUUCUACUCGGAAGCGUGAAAGCUACUCGCCCUCUGCUUCUCUCCUUGCUCUGGUAAACCGUGAAGCCAAAGAGUACACUUGGAGCUGAAAGCAGUGAAGAAUCUAGAACUUCUAUGCCCACGUGGGAAUCCUCUGCAAAUUCUGAUGUGCAAGAUAGCCUAGGACUUGGACUUGAUGAGCAGAAGGUCCGAGCUUUUGCAGCUUCAAAAUUCGGGGCAAGAGAACUCCGUUCCCUGAUUUUUAAGGGGGGAGGUUUGAUUACUUUGGCAAAGAUUUCUCAGCUGAUUGCAAGAAGAUUAUCGGGGAAAGUCCUCUUAGAAGCUGCUAACUAUCAGAUAAGAAAGGAAGUUGUCAAGAAAGUGAAAGGAUCUUCUGGUAAUCAGAUUCAAGAUUCUCAUGACAAGAUCAGUGAGAAAUUUCAGUGUAUGGCUCACCAUAAGGGUUUUCAUCGGUUUUGCUUUACUAACAAGUCUCCUUAUCAUGAAAUCAUCGACUUUGAUGUACAUGUUGGCCAUUUUGCAUACUACGAUCACCAUGCAAAGGACGAGCAUAUCAACCCCUUGUUGGAACAGAUAGGGAAGUUGGAGGAGGCUCUCUCCAACAUUCAGUUUGAGCAGCAUUGGCUGGAGGCUCAGACUGAGCAUCAAGCAAUUGGUAAAAUAUUUUAUGUCAAGUCCUCUUGCUAUUCCAACCUUGUUUCAUCUUGAACGGAAAUAACUUUCCUAUUUAAUGCUGAGUGGACCACCAUAGUUUGAUUAG